AAACAUAAAUAAGAUGGCAAAAGGAGCAACAAAAGGAAACAAGGGAGCCAAGAAGGCUGGAACACCAAAAGCUACAAAGAAUGUUAAGAAAGUCACUAAAAAGACCACUGAUGCAACUCCAGCACCAGCCCCAGUGACAACAACACCAGUUGCACCAACCACCUCAACACCAGUUGCUGCAUCCACCCCCAAAAAAUAAGGAAAGCAAGCAACAAAAACAAAGAAAGCUACUAAAAAAGCCACAAAGAAGGCUCCCAAGAAGGAUAGCAAGAAACAAGCCAAGAAAUGAUUAGUUAUUCAAGAAUUAAUCUAUUAAUUAGAUAUCAUUAUU
Messenger RNA from Paramecium tetraurelia, 331 nucleotides. RefSeq lists its product as uncharacterized. Lineage: Eukaryota; Ciliophora; Oligohymenophorea; Peniculida; Parameciidae. The transcript is spliced from 2 exons. The record is from RefSeq and is a predicted model, not a curated record.